AAACAAGCAACAAUGUUUACAUUUAUAAAUUAUAAGAGGCGCUUGGUAUAAAAUGCACAGACCCAGCCGAAGCCUUUGUCAGUUUCAUUAUAUCUGAGUGGGGAAUUGUAACGAUGUUUGAAGCAAAUAUGAAACUAUUUUUGUUGAUUAUAACAGUUUUUAGUUUUGCAAAAGCUUGUCGAUUAAAUGUGCAGCAUCCGUUUCCUUUAUUGACGAAAAAUUUCGGUUCCAAAAAUGUAACAUUUCGAGCAAAAGCAAGUGGAAUAAAACUUAGUGAGAAUGAUAGUAUAGAGGUUUAUUGUGCGAGCGGCAUAGUCUAUAGGGGCUACAGAACAAAUCCUGAAAGCAUUGCGCUUCGUAAAAAGACACUGCUAUUAUGUAACAACGACGGCUACAUCUAUACUAGUGGGCAAUUUCAAAAUAUCUAUGAUACCGACUUGACAAUUUAUUGCUCGUCGUCGACUAGUUCAAACCUUUAUGAGAGUAGAAGAACAUUGGCGAACUGUGAUAAUUUCAUGAGUUAUACAAUUGGCGAAAAUAUACCGUUAGUUGGUACAGUUAUUAAGUCAGCCAUAUGUUAUGAUCUUGAGAGAUUCGCACUGAAGUAUGCUAACUAUAUAGCUUACCAAAGAAACGAUAUUUGGAUUUCAAGCGAGGCAAACCUUUCAAACGAACUCGGUGUCGAUCUUGCGCAGGCAGUUGGUAAUCUUGAAAACUAUUUCGAUUUUAUGAGCCAGUCAACUUUCAAUAUGUCAAGGGAUGUUAUGCGCAGCGAUGCAAAUCCAUUUUUCAAUGCAUUCGAAUACGACUACGACAGCAUUCUGCAAGACGACUAUUUUAGCAAUGAAUUCGGUGAUUUUACCUAUGUCUUUAAUACGAUGUGGUGGCGACAGCUACGUCAAAAUAAUUGGCGCUUCUUCCUCAAUGCGCUCAAAAAACAAACAUAUUCUGAGAAAUAUAUAAUAUUUAUAGGACCAUAUGGUAACGCAACAAUGCCAGCGAAGGAGAACCCAGAAGGCAAGCCAGAAGAUGUAACUGUACAAUCGAGUGACUUGGCUGUAUCGGCUCCUAAAUAUAUAUGGGCAUAUGUGAAACCACUCAUACCGAAUACCGCAGAGGAAUUUGUUGUAAUAGCAACCAAUUCUCCCUAUAUAGAGGCUCCAGACCACACGGAGUUCUGUGAAAAGGAUAUUUGUGACGACAUUGUCUGGUUAAAAAAGAGCAGAUUUGGACAUUUACGCCGUUUUCCAACAUUCGGUUAUACAUUCUGUUGUCAUGUGGAAGAAGUAGCGAAGAUCAUCGAGCACUUUCCGCUGUCCACCAAAGACUUGAAAACAACAACUGCCGCUGUUCCCUUGCACUCAUCAACAGCAUAAUCAACCGCAACUGUUAUCAAUUUAAUAUAACAAAAUUUAUAUCCUCUCAAAUAUUCUACAAUAUUAAUAUAAUUUUAUGUAGCUGUUGCAAAGCAAGAAAUAUAUAGAAAUAUAAUAUAUAAUUAUAGGAAUCCUUUUUAUGGGCGAAAGCAAUUUAGAGGACAGUCAUUGGCCGUAAAUAAAUAGAAUAGAAUAUAUUAGAAAUGUAAA
Bactrocera oleae (olive fruit fly) is the source of this 1586-nucleotide messenger RNA. RefSeq lists its product as uncharacterized. Lineage: Eukaryota; Metazoa; Arthropoda; Insecta; Diptera; Tephritidae. The record is from RefSeq and is a predicted model, not a curated record.